This is a messenger RNA of Cooperia oncophora, 267 nucleotides long. NCBI's taxonomy places the organism in Eukaryota, Metazoa, Nematoda, Chromadorea, Rhabditida, Trichostrongylidae. The record is from the annotation of a GenBank genome assembly.
AUGGUCCGCUGCCGACCCAUACAACCUCUCCAGGAGAACGACUGGGGAAUUACUGGUGCACAACUUGAAAAAUACAUCAUAAAGGACAUCGAGAAUGGAUUGAUUCCAACCCAUUUCCACUGUACUCUUGGGACGUCAUCAAUUGCCGCUGAUGAUCACUUAGAAUCCAUUUGGCCGGUUGCUAAAAAGUAUGACAUGUGGAUCCAUUGUGAUGCCUCGUAUUCUGGAAACGCUUGGGUUGACAAGAAGUAUCGGGAGAACGCGUGA